AUGGAUGGAAGAACAGAGGUCAGGCCCAUCGUGCAGAUUGCCGGCAACAAUGCAGUACAGCUUCUCGACUUGAGGGACCUGAGCAUCCGAAAGGCUGUAAGCAUCGGCGAGAGCGUUGGAAGCGGGACGCUCGUCUCCAAGACGAAACUCGCCCGCACGAAAGAGGAGGUCACCAUGGCCUUUGCCUGCUUCUCGACUGUUAGCAGGGAGGCUUCUGGCUCUGUCUUGAACAUCGUGGGAAAUGCGCGAGUCCGGCUCGGCCAUCCCGUGCCGGCCAUCCCGUGCCGGAUAUCCUCGCCCCCAGGCCUCGGCCUGUUCACGUGCACAGACGUUUCAGCCAUCUCGAUGCCCUCAUAA
Messenger RNA from Metarhizium album ARSEF 1941, 357 nucleotides. RefSeq lists its product as uncharacterized. The transcript has 2 exons. Bases 1 to 357 code for a protein of 118 amino acids. NCBI's taxonomy places the organism in Eukaryota, Fungi, Ascomycota, Sordariomycetes, Hypocreales, Clavicipitaceae. The record is from RefSeq and is a predicted model, not a curated record.